GUCGAAAAGGGCCAAAGUAAAUACAUUGGAUGGUUUUCCCAUCUGAGCUGUCACAGCACUUUUACCGCGUGCACGUCCGCUGGCUAAGUAGUAGUACAGCGUGCGUUGCGUCGCGUCUUUAUUGAUCUCCCAAGCGAUAAAUCAUCUAGAGUCUAGACUGCGAUUACUCAUGUCUCUUCUUGCUCUCUUCAUCAAACCUUUGGCUUAUUUCUCUGUUCCUGUCAUCUUACUUCGAACAAUCGCCUCCACUUCUCCCGUUGGGCGUUAUUAUGCUCAACUCACUAUUUACCUUGGGACGCUCGCAGUAGUUUCGACAUGGGGGGUCUUUGUUGCAGUCGGAAUGACCUUGAUCGGUCGCAGGCACGACGUCAACUAUGUCGUUGCCCGGUCGUUCUAUGCCGUUGCUAGUCGUGUUUUGGAUAUUCAAGUAGAGGUUGAGGGCGAGGAGCAUCUGCAGACAUGCCCCAUGGUCAUGGUGGGCAACCACCAGAGUAUGCUUGAUAUUCUGUAUUUGGGAAGGAUGUUCCCUAGGAAAGCAUCUAUUAUGGCUAAGAAGGAGCUUCAAUGGUCGCCUCUGGGUCCCUGGAUGUUCAUGUCAGGUGCUGUGUUCGUAGAUCGUGGAAACAGUGCAAAGGCACACGGGUCGCUCGCAGCAGCUGGAGAUGAGAUGAAAUCAAAGGGCAUCUCGCUGAUGAUGUACCCUGAGGGCACACGGCACUGCCAGGAAGUACCGUCGUUACUGCCCUUCAAGAAGGGUGCUUUCCACGUCGCUGUCCAGGCUGGGAUACCCAUUAUACCCGUCGUUUGUGAGAAUUACUGGAGAAUUUAUCACAAGGGCGUCUUCGGGACAGGUACCAUCAGGGUCCGAGUUCUUCCUCCAAUUUCUACCGCGGGACUCUCUGUAUCGGACGUCCCUGAACUGACGACGCUAGUCCGAGAUCAGAUGCUGUCGACCUUACGUGAAAUUUCAGUCAAAGUCGCCUCCGAAGAAGACACGAAAGCUGCCGAACAACCAGGAAUGAAACCGGAUUCGCCACCUGCUGAAGAACCGGAUCCAACAUCAGCUACCGCUGCUGAGGUUGUGUCCGAUGAAGUUCCGGACGCGCCAAGCGAGGAUGACAGUGAGAUCCCGAGCGUUGGUAGUUCGUUGUCUCAGUCGUUGAGAAAGGAAGGUAGUGUCAGCGAGUAUGGCACGGAGACAGACGAUGAGGGGAUGGUAGUUGUCGGGAGACAGCAUCACUAGUUCAAUAAAUGAUAUUGGCUGAUGAAUAGGUAAUAUUGCUGGCUUCUGGAAUACCUCCAGUGCACGAUACCAUUCUUGACACCAUUACAUAUAGCUGUUCAUAAUGAUAGGAUUCCGGACCGACUCGCAUAUACCAAUUUAUUUCAUGGUUCAACCCCAUUUCCCCGCAU
Messenger RNA from Suillus clintonianus, 1413 nucleotides. RefSeq lists its product as uncharacterized. Gene Ontology annotation, biological process: phosphatidic acid biosynthetic process. Gene Ontology annotation, molecular function: 1-acylglycerol-3-phosphate O-acyltransferase activity. Gene Ontology annotation, cellular component: endoplasmic reticulum; membrane. The coding region runs from base 170 to 1243 and encodes 357 amino acids. The transcript is spliced from 3 exons. NCBI's taxonomy places the organism in Eukaryota, Fungi, Basidiomycota, Agaricomycetes, Boletales, Suillaceae. The record is from RefSeq and is a predicted model, not a curated record.